Molecule: messenger RNA, 2161 nt
Organism: Macrobrachium nipponense
Lineage: Eukaryota; Metazoa; Arthropoda; Malacostraca; Decapoda; Palaemonidae
Exons: 4
Coding region: 208-1377 (389 amino acids)
Source: RefSeq, a predicted model, not a curated record
GAAUCAUUUCGAUUUAAGUCACCAAACAGAGACAGAGACGACAGUCUUAGUCAAGAUCCUCUUCAAGGUACAACUCGAGCUUGUCGGAAGCCAUUUCAUAUAAAUGAAACUAUCUCGCUUCCUGCCUUUAAAAACAUCCAGUUUCCGGACUCAAUUCGCCGACACCGUGUGAAGAGAGGGCGUCCAUAUAAACGCAAGCAUUCCAACAUGGCUACCGGAACCAAGACUCCAGGGAAUUUCCAGGAACCUACGUCUACCUCGGGAUCCGGGAAGUCGCCUCGAGAGGUCGUGGGUUUUUGGGGGACCAGGUUGAAGGUCACGGACGAGGAACGGGAGGUAAUCACCAUCGGACACGACGGAUACGCGUCCGAGGAGCCAGCGAGACAAAAUACUGCUCGCGGAGGAGGCAGUAAGAGGGGGCGAAAUAAGGCGCCUACUUCAGCUACUGCUACAGGAGGAGCCGGAAGGAAGGUAGAAGCACACACCACUCCAAAUGCCUCGCCUAGAACAACAAUGGGACCAGCAAACUCCUGGGACGACAAGCUCCUGCGGAAGCUCGUCCAGAACGGCAAGUGGAAGAAGACAGCCUGGCUCCCAGGCAGUGGUCGCCAUAUUAACGAGGGUCGGGACGCCUACGAGCCGUUCACUCACAUCGUCAGAACUCUCCAUCUAGAGGACGCUGUGCAGGUUCUGGCGACCAACAGGAUGAAACCCAAGAGCCUGAUAACAUUCAGCAGCCUCCAGAAUGGGACAUUACCCAAUGAUCACCCUUGCAAGGAGCUGAAGGUGCUUUGGUUCUCGGCUCGCUUCAAGAGCGAGAAUGAAGAGGACCCCAACUGGUAUGGAAACGUUGAGUUUGCCGUUCCAUGCCACCUUCUGCUGGAGAUGUUCCAGCACUGCUUCUUGGUUGAGAUCCUGACUACGCCCACUCACACGGUGUCUAGGGUUCUACUGACCAACACAGACUACUCUUCAGUGCUGCCUCACUACAACAGUAAGCAGCCUGGAGGGGGUUGGAUGGUGAACCAAGAUGGACACUUCGCCCUGCGUAAGUGCUCCCGCUACAGAUUCAGGGGGACGAACAUGUUUGAUCACGUCUUGGAAUUCAUGCUAGAAGUCACUGCCAAAGACGAGAAGAAGAUCUUGUCCAGUUGCAAACUCGACUUCAAGAACCACGAAGACGCCAGAGAUACCAGGCAGGUCCACGUGUGCAACAGAUACCAGCGCCUGAAGCAGUCCUGUCCAACUCCUUACACGUCCUUGGAAACUGCAGAGGCAUUCCAUAGUGGCCUUGAGAAAACGAAAGUAAACUGGAAUAAGAUAUAUCCAAAAUUAACAGAGCAUGCCAAACAGUGCUUGCCUGAAGCUGCGGCAUAAUGGCCAAAAUUGGUAAAGUACGAUUAACCUUGGUGUACAAGUUCAUAAAGGUACACAAGAGUUAAAAAUAUUGAAAGUGCGUAUUGGUAAUACCCGUAAGCAAGUGUCAUUAAAUUGGGUAGCUACCAAUACGAUGAAAACUGGUACCUGAACAUUAGCACAGUAUUAUGUAAAAAAUGUACCUAAGUGUAAGCAUUUAUUAUGAGUACUUAAGUGAAAGUACAGUAGUAAUGAAAAUGUGCUGACGUAAAUGGUGUGAUAAUGGUUGAACUAUAUUGUGUACCUGCAAGUGGCAUAAGGCUUAUAUUAGCACUUACAAGAAACACAGAAGUGAGAAAGCCCAACCAUUAUGUCACGUGAAGGAUUAUGUACGUGCACUUACAAGACAAGUAACUGAAGAUUUGUUCUCAUUGUCUGAGAAUGGAUAGCCACAAUGAGUACAUAAUUCAGUUUGAAUUUUGACACUUCCACACCAGCAGAAAAAGCUACUCAGGUUCUGAUAAUUUUAGUUCCAUUUUGUCAUCUGGGUAGUCUUCAAGCUGCAGUAGAAUUUCCACUUUCGCCGAAUAUUGUAGCGAAGACUUUUUAUUUUAUAUGUAUCCAUGUAGUACCUCAAUGGUAGAAUUUCCACUUUUGCUGCUGAUUGCAACAAAGACUUUUAUUGGUUAUGUAUCCCUGUACCUCAGAAUCCAUAGUUUUUAUUCAAUUUAAGAUAAUUUUUUUUUAUUCAAGUUCCCUAGUUACUUAGUUCAAUUUGAAAAAAUAAUAAAGUUCAGUUUGUUGU